Molecule: messenger RNA, 3279 nt
Organism: Aspergillus calidoustus
Lineage: Eukaryota; Fungi; Ascomycota; Eurotiomycetes; Eurotiales; Aspergillaceae
Source: the annotation of a GenBank genome assembly
AUGGACCAGCAACGAUUCUUGCAGCAGCUGCAGAUUGUUCUGAAUCCCUCCCAGGGUAACGUUAAGGAGGCCACUGGCAUUCUUCAACGCGAAUAUUACAAACACCCCGAGUCCCUCGUCCUCCUAAUCCAGGUUGCGACCGGUCACGAGGAUGUUCAGCUGAAACAAUUGGCGGCUGUUGAAGCCCGCUCCCUUGUGGGCAAGCAUUGGGCGAAGGUGCAGGAUGCCCAGAAGCCUGCCCUCCGGGAACAGCUCCUGCGCUCUGGUGUUAGCGAGAGCAACGACCUUGUCCGCCACUCCGUUGCUCGCGUCAUUUCUGCCGUUGCCAAGGUUGAUCUUGAAGAUGGCCAGUGGGCCGACCUUCCCAACUUCUUGAUUCGUGCAGCAGACGGCGGUAACAAGGACGAGCGUGCUGUCUCUAUGUAUAUUUUGUUCACCAUCUUGGAAACACUGGGCGAAGGUUUCGAGGAGAAAUUCCAGGAGCUGUUCAAUCUGUUCAGCAAGACCAUCCGUGAUCCCGAAAGCCCUGAAGUGCGUAUCAACACUUUGCUCGCUCUGAGCAAGUUGGCUAUGUACCUCGACUCCGCGGAGAAUGAGGCUCCUGUCAAGGCGUUCCAGGAACUUGUUCCCUCCAUGGUCGCUGUCCUCAAGGAUGCCAUUGACCAACAGGAUGAGGAACGCAUCAUGCAGGCCUUUGAGGUCUUCCAGACAAUUCUCGGCUUUGACCCUGCUCUUUUGACCGUGCACCUGAAGGAUUUGGUUAUCUUCAUGAACGAGAUUGCCGCCAACACCGAAGUUGAGGAGGACACUCGCACUCAGGCCAUCAGUUUCCUCAUGCAGUGCGUGCAGUACCGCAAGCUCAAAAUCCAGGGCAUGCGUCUCGGCGAGCAGCUUGCCCGUACCUCUCUGCAGAUCGUCACCGAGCUUGGUGAUGCUUCCCCCAACGAUGACGAUAUCACCCCUGCCCGCUCUGCUCUGGGUCUGCUCGAUAUGCUCGCUCAGAGCCUGCCUCCUAGUCAGGUCGUUGUCCCGCUGCUCCACUCCCUCGGCCAGUACUUCAGCAACAGCAACCCCGACUACCGCCGUGCGGGUAUCAUGUCCUUGGGCAUGGUCGUGGAGGGCGCUCCCGAUUUCAUCAGCACCCAGAUGAAGGAGAUCAUGCCCAUGGUUCUGCAGCUCCUUGCCGAUCCGGAGCUCAAGGUCCGUCAGGCCUCCUUGCACACCGUUGCUCGCCUGGCCGACGAUCUCACUGAAGACCUCAACCGUGAGCACGCCCAGCUUAUGCCCUUGCUCUUCCAGAACCUUGCCAGUGCUAUGCAAGAGUCUAAUGGUGAAGAGGAGGGACCGACUGUCGACAUCAUGAAGGCUGGUCUCAGUGCCAUUGAUGCCGUUGUUGAUGGCUUGGAUGAGAAGGACGUUGUUUCCUACCAGGAUCGCUUGGUUCCCAUUCUUCACGAACUCUUCAAGCAUCCCAACUACAGAAUCAAGGGCCUCGCCGCUGGUGCCCUUGGAUCUCUCGCCUCUUCCGCUGGUGACGCUUUCCUUCCGUUCUUCGACACAUCCAUGCAUCUCCUGCAGGAGUUCGCUGCCGUCAAGGAUAGUGAGGAGCAGCUUGACCUCCGUGCUAGUGUCACUGAUGCUAUGGGCGAGAUGGCUGCUGCCGCCGGACCUGAGCGCUACCAGCCGUACGUUGAGCCGCUUAUGCGUGCAACUGAGGAGGCUCUUCACUUGGGUCACUCCCGUCUGAAGGAGAGCACCUACAUCUUCUGGGGCGCCAUGGCCAAGGUCUAUGGUGAGCACUUUGCUACAUUCCUCGACGGUGCAGUAAAGGGCUUGUUCAAUUGCCUUGAACAGGACGAGGAAGAUCUUGAGGUCUCACUCGGUGAGGCCGCCAAGGAUCUCAUCGGUCAGGAAGUCACCGUCGCCGGCCGCAAGGUCAAGGUUGCCAGCGCUGACGACGACGAUGAGCCCGUCGGUGAGGAUGGCGAGAUUGAAGAUGUCGACCUCGACGAUGAGGAUGACUGGGAUGAUAUCACCGCUACCACUCCUCUGGCUCUUGAGAAGGAAAUCGCUAUUGAGAUCAUUGGCGAUCUCGUCACUCACACAAGGAGCGCCUACCUUCCCUACUUUGAGAAGACUAUUGAAAUGGUCAUGCCCCUUGCUGAGCAUCCUUAUGAGGGUGUCCGUAAGGCCACUAUCAGCACGAUGCACCGAUCCUACGCCAUGCUCUUCACAAUUGCUGAGGAAACCGGCCAGAUGGCCAAAUGGAAGCCUGGUCUUCCCUUACAGGUCCAGCCCGCCAAGGAGGUCCAGAAGUUCGGCGAGAUCCUCAUGACUGCCACCCUCAAGAUGUGGACGGAAGAAGACGACCGAUCUACCGUCGCCGACAUCAACCGCAACAUGGCGGAGAACCUCCGCUUCUGUGGACCCGCCUUGAUCGCCAACGAGACUACUCUGCACAAUGUCAUCACGAUGAUUACAGACAUCAUCACCAAGAAGCACCCUUGCCAGCUCGAGUACGUCGAAGAUGACGUCGAUGCCGGUGAAGAGACAUCCGAGUUCGACUGGAUCGUUGUUGACACUGCCCUCGAUGUCGUUUCCGGCAUGGCUGCAGCCCUCGGUGAGAGUUUCGCGGAGCUGUGGAAGGUCUUCGAGAAGAUUGUCCUGCGCUACGCUGGCAGCACCGAGUCCAUCGAACGUGCUACUGCUGUCGGUGUCCUCGCUGAGUGCAUCAAUGGCAUGGGCGCGGCUGCCACCCAGUUCACUCCUGGCUUCCUCAAGCUUCUCAUUCACCGCCUGGGCGAUGAGGACCCUCAGACCAAGUCCAACGCUGCUUACGCCGUUGGCCGCCUCGUCGAGCACUCCAACUCCAACGAGAUUGUCAAGGAGUUCCCUACCAUCCUCAGCCGCUUGGAGCAGUGCCUUCACCAGGAUGUCUCCCGCCUACAAGACAAUGCCACUGGCUGUCUUAGCCGCAUGAUUCUCAAGUACCGCGAGAACGUGCCGAUCAAGGAGGUCCUACCUGUUCUCGUUUCGAUCCUGCCCCUCAAGAAUGACUACGAGGAGAACGACCCUCUCUACCGCAUGAUCUGCCAGAUGUACAAAUGGGAAGAUGCCACCAUCCGGGAACUCACUCCCCAGUUCCUCCCCGUCUUUCAGUCUGUGCUCUGCGGCGACGCCGACCAGCUCGAGGACGAGCGCCGUGCCGAGCUCAUUGAGCUCGUCAAGUGGCUGAACCAAAUGCAGCCCGGCGCCGCUCCCUGGGCUGAGCAGCUGUGA